Penicillium chermesinum is the source of this 372-nucleotide messenger RNA. Its product is annotated as NADH dehydrogenase [ubiquinone] 1 alpha subcomplex subunit 6. The transcript has 4 exons. Gene Ontology annotation, biological process: response to oxidative stress. The record is from RefSeq and is a predicted model, not a curated record. Bases 1 to 372 code for a protein of 123 amino acids. NCBI's taxonomy places the organism in Eukaryota, Fungi, Ascomycota, Eurotiomycetes, Eurotiales, Aspergillaceae.
AUGACCAUCAACCCCACCUACCUCGCUCAGCGGACGCGUUCCUCCGUUAACUGGAGGGAUGCCCAAUUCCGUGUCCUCAAGUCGUACCGCGAGUGGCUGCGCGCGUCCCCGGAGAUCCAGACCAUGUACUCUCUGAACAUGCCCGUAUCAGCCAUCCGAACCAAGAUCCGCCAGGAGUUUGAAAAGCACCGUUAUGUCAAUCAGUUGAACGUUGUCGAUGUCCUACUCUACCAGAGCCAUGCCGAGUUCCAGGAAACCCUUAACUACUGGAAGCAACUCUCUCAUGUUAUGAAAUACUUCCGCCCAGAGGAGGACCCUGGCGCACGGCUACCGCGCAACUUCAUCUCCGGAUUCUUGGAAGGCCGCAAUUGA